CCCUCUCCUUCUUAACUCCUUUGGUUAGAGCCCCCCCCACAACCCCCAACCCCAACUCCUUUCCUUCCUCACUCUUCACUCUCUCUUCCCACCUCUCUUUCUCUCUCUUCUCUCUCUUUAGUACCACAGAGAGGGGGAAAACAAAAAAGGGCAAAGAAAGGGUAAAAACAAACACAAGAAGAUAUGAUACUGAGCGCAAGAUUCAAUCUUUUGAGCUUUUGGUUCUUGUCUUAAAGAUAAUGAGCAGAGGCCCUGGUGUCUUCUUCUCCGAAGAAGAAGAUGGUUUCGCAUUUCUAUGAACAGGAAUCACUUCACCACAAUCCAAUCUUUGAUGCCCUUUACUGUGAGGAAGAGCGCUUUGAUGAAUGUGCCGGGGGUGGGUUUGGCUUGAAAGAGCCGGAAAUCGAGGAUUUUAAUGAGAUUCAACAAAAGCCCUUUGCUUUUUUGUUUGAGCAUGACCUUUUCUGGGAGGAUGACGAGCUUGCUACGCUCUUGUCUAAGGAGAAGAAGCAAGCCCGUUUGACGGAUGAUGUAAUAAUCUCAGAUGGGUCUUUGAAGAUGGUGAGAAAUGAGGCCAUUAAGUGGAUGCUGAAGGUGAUUGGCUGCUAUGGGUUCAAUGCCAUGACUGCUCUUUUGGCUGUUAACUAUUAUGAUAGAUUCGUCACAAGCCGUUGCUUUCAGAAAGAUAAGCCAUGGAUGAGUCAAUUGGCUGCUGUAGCCUGUCUAUCUAUAGCUGCCAAGGUGGAGGAGACGCAAGUGCCUCUUUUAUUAGACCUACAAGUAGAAGAAUCUAAGUACUUGUUUGAAGCAAAGACCAUCCAGAGAAUGGAGCUUUUGGUGCUUUCUACCCUCCAAUGGAAAAUGAAUCCUGUGACGCCCGUCUCAUUCUUUGACCAUAUUGCAAGGAGAUUUGAGUUGAUAUCCAACCUACACUGGGAGUUUUUGAGGAGAUGUGAGAGAGUAAUUCUCUCAAUUAUCACUGAUUGUAGGCUUGUGCAUUAUCUUCCUUCUGUUAUUGCUGCUGCCACAAUGAUGUAUGUGAUCAGAGAGAUAGAAAAUUGUGAUGCUGUGGAAUAUCAGAAUCAACUCAUGAGUGUGCUCAGAACUAGCAAGGAAAAGGUUGAUGGUUGCCACAAACUUAUUGUGGAGGCAAUGGACGAUCUUAACCGUAAUUCUUUCUGCAAGCGCAAACAUGAAUCCAUACCGAGCAGCCCAAGUGGUGUAAUUGAUGCCUAUUUCAGCUCUGAUAACUCUGUUGAUUCAUGGGCUGUUGCAUCAUCAGUUUCUUCAUCACCCGAGCCUCUGUUUAAGAGAAGCAGAGCUCAGGAUCAGCACAUGAGAUUGGCUCCACUAAGCAGUGUCUCUGUUGGUCUGGCUAAUCGUCCUCAUUGAACUCGCAUUUUCUUAUUUAUAUGAUAUUGGCAAUGCUACUUCAUAAUCACUCUUUCUCGCUAUGUUUUCUAUCAUAAUUUAGUACGAUCCACAAUGUUUCUACUAUUAUCUCACUGUAUUUUCUGGCCAAUCCCAUGUGAUGGAUCAGACAUGUUUAGACUCUAUCACCUCUUUGAUUGGGGAUGGAGGGUGAGAUUGGAGAGAGAGGUUAUUGGAGUUAUUUUUCAUCGGUGGACCAUUAUCGUU
This is a messenger RNA of Sesamum indicum (sesame), 1638 nucleotides long. RefSeq names its product cyclin-D3-3. Lineage: Eukaryota; Viridiplantae; Streptophyta; Magnoliopsida; Lamiales; Pedaliaceae. The record is from RefSeq and is a predicted model, not a curated record.